This is a messenger RNA of Heterotrigona itama, 1402 nucleotides long. The record is from the annotation of a GenBank genome assembly. NCBI's taxonomy places the organism in Eukaryota, Metazoa, Arthropoda, Insecta, Hymenoptera, Apidae.
AUGUUGAUCGUCUUCUUUGAUAAGCAGAAUGUAGGUUGAACAUCGAUGGACUUGAGAUUUUUCUCCACUGCGUUUAAUGGACGUGCAUUCUAGGUUAUUAAUUACACAUUCUUUCGAUCUAGUUGUGUAAGAGUUAUUAAAACGACCUGUUAGUACAGCUGUGUAGCGCAGUUACAACAUUACUAAUGGCACAGACGUGUUCUCGUUUGUGUAAAUUAUUCAGAUGUUCUAUGGUUUAUAGAUAGUGGUCGGGCACGCAAUAUCAGCCGCUUGAAGAUUAAUAGAAUUUCAUAGCACUUGUUAUAUCGAAUCCGAGAGUAACGCGUUAAAUUGCCUGCUAUUUAAUUUUUAACUCGCUACACACAAAGAUCCUUUUAUACAUCUUCGAAGAUUUCAUUUCUUUAUUCUAUUCUAACUUAUUCCCCAAUUCUCAAAAAUACUGCAGUAUCAUCAGCAUCAUGGGAGAAUCAAAAUAAAUAAAAAAAAUUUUCACGAUUUCUUAUGAUUCGGCGAAUUUCCUGAUAGCAGAUUUAUACGACUUUCUGAGUAUAUAGCGGCAAGCGUGUAUUUCUUAAAAUAGUCCCAGGGUUACCUGGAAGACCAAGAGAUGACCAAACAUUUAAUAACGUCAAUUCUCCAUAGAUCUACCGAAGAAAGUUUGCUAAUCUCAUCCUACUCGAAUCGAUUGUGCCGAGCCCCUUUGAUGGUUGAGGAUGGUGUUGAACAGCGAUUGACACAAUCUUUGAACAUGCUACCGCCAACGGCAACCUGUCACACAGUCGACAAUGGCGUCAUGGCGACGCCGGUAGUCAGCCGGUACGCGGGCGCCGUGGCGCCAGCGUCGCUUAUCCCUUCUCUCUGCCCAUUUCAUCCGCCCAGGCGGUCUUCUCUCGAAACCACGUCCUUCCUGGGUGUGCACCGUCAAUGCGCGCAUUUGACCGGUCCUCGUACGUGUGCAUGCGUGUGCCCGGUUCUUGCUAAGGACAGUACCUUACCUUUCGGUUUCCCAUCCAACGCUGGGCUUCUAACAGUUCCUGGCGUUCCAUCGACGGCGCAAUCUGGCGGUAGACCACGAGUUCAGAGAGGCCACCCUUUGCCCUCUGCACGAACCUUCCACGCAGAGAGGUUAUGUUUGCUCGGGAUUCAUGACGCUCUGACAGAAGUGGAAGGCGGACGGAGCGGGGGUGGCAACGGUCUCGCUAGGAGGUGUCGAAGCUGGCGCGUGGGGCGGGAGAGUCAGCGGUGGUCUGGCUCUGGUUCCGGUGGUAGCGGCGGAAACGGAAGCCGCGACAGCAACAGAUCAGAGAGAAAGACUGGGAAAGGCUGGUCAUUGGAAAAAGAGAUUCGAUCAUCUUCUAGUUCUUAUUUCUACCCUUUCCGUUCCUGGUGGUGGAAGACUUGA